AUGAGAAAGGAGGUAAAUGGGCUGUGCUUUGGAGUGGACAGAUGGUGGAGUGGACACACCCGACGCGCAAUUGAUUUCGGAAAGGCGGAGAGACGCCGCGUUUGUACACUAACGCACACUAGCGUGCGCGACGGUCUGAUGAGGCUAGGCCCCUCGCCUCGGCCCUCCCUUCUACUAUACGAUUUUGCGGACGGAUGUGCGAUGACAAGAGGAGUGGGGGUUCGCGUGGCUGGACACCAACAGGUGUUCCGUCACUACUCUCCGAUUGAUGGCUCAGACACGUCAGCUUCUCUGUUUUUGAUAGUAAGGAAAAAGUCCUUUUUGAUCUGA
Caenorhabditis auriculariae is the source of this 330-nucleotide messenger RNA. The record is from the annotation of a GenBank genome assembly. NCBI's taxonomy places the organism in Eukaryota, Metazoa, Nematoda, Chromadorea, Rhabditida, Rhabditidae.